AUGUCGGAUGCUCCCAAGAGGAAACAGGGCGGCCAAGGCGGCGGUGGGGAUCGGCCCUUGAAGAAGAGCAAGGGCGGCAACGCGGGGGCCUGGCAGACGACGGCGCACAAAUUGAACCUGGCCAAGCUGAGCGAGAAGGAUGCGCAUCUCGAGGCCGGAGGGCAGGGUAUCUGGGUGACGUUUGUCCGGGGCAUGGACCGCAAGGCGAUUGUCGAGUUUGAGAAGCUCUGCAACGAGCUCGGCGAGACGAUGUACGGGAUCGCCCCUCCUGCGGACGAGGCGGCGGUGCCCGGGGAAGACGACGAGGACGACAUUGAGGCGUCGAUCCGCAAAGAGAUGGAGGGUUUCAAGUCGAAGGAGCCGAAGCCCAAGGGGGCGUUCGCCAUUGUGCGUGCCGACAUUGAGUGCGUCUUCUUCCUCAAGACGCGGGAGCCCGUCGACCCUGUCGCGCUGUGUCGGCGCAUGUGCACGGAUGCCAAGGGGUGCGCCAACGUCAUGGAGAGGAAGACGAGGUACAUCAACCGCCUGACACCCGUGGCCGUGACGGGAAAGGUGGCCAGCGGCGUGGACAAGGUGGCCAGGCAGGCGCUCGCGCCGUGGUUCCAGGGCGUCAAGGCGGAGGAUGGGAGCGAGGAUGCGCAGAAGGGCGCUGCUGGCGAGGGUCAGGCGCCUUACACGUAUGCGAUCCGGCCCUCGAUCCGUGCCAACAGCGACAUCAAGCGCAACGAGGUCAUUGAUCAGGUGGCGGGCUUGAUUGGCAAGCAGCACAAGGUCAACCUGGAUAAUCCAGACAAGGUCAUCCUUAUUGAUGUUUACAAGAACUUCUGCGGCAUGAGCGUCGUCGAUGGAAAGGAGUGGGAGGAGCUCAAGCGCUACAACAUCAACGAGCUCCACAAGGCAGUAGCGAAGCCCAAGGGAGGCAACAAGGCGGCUGAGGCUGAUGCUGUGGCUGCGUCUUCAGACACGCCGGCGCCCGCGGUUGUAAAUGAGACGCACGACGAGGAGGCGAAAGCGAGCUUGUGA
Verticillium dahliae VdLs.17 is the source of this 1023-nucleotide messenger RNA. RefSeq lists its product as uncharacterized. NCBI's taxonomy places the organism in Eukaryota, Fungi, Ascomycota, Sordariomycetes, Glomerellales, Plectosphaerellaceae. Gene Ontology annotation, molecular function: RNA binding. Gene Ontology annotation, biological process: tRNA modification. The record is from RefSeq and is a predicted model, not a curated record. The transcript is spliced from 5 exons. The coding region runs from base 1 to 1023 and encodes 340 amino acids.